Hyaloscypha bicolor E is the source of this 2163-nucleotide messenger RNA. RefSeq lists its product as uncharacterized. The transcript has 3 exons. Lineage: Eukaryota; Fungi; Ascomycota; Leotiomycetes; Helotiales; Hyaloscyphaceae. The record is from RefSeq and is a predicted model, not a curated record. Gene Ontology annotation, molecular function: zinc ion binding; DNA-binding transcription factor activity, RNA polymerase II-specific. Bases 1 to 2163 code for a protein of 720 amino acids. Gene Ontology annotation, biological process: regulation of DNA-templated transcription.
AUGACAGAUCCGGAUAAGAGGCGGCAGGAUCCUACGCGUGUGCGGUAUCCGAAAGUCAAGACUGGGUGCAUCACGUGUAGGAACCGCCGCGUCAAGUGCGACGAGACGAGGCCGAGCUGUCUACGCUGUCGCAAGUACGGCACUGAGUGCGGUGGUUAUCUGCCCGGUCGACGAAGACCGCCUUCUUCGGCCUACGGAUCAUUCGCAACGCAGGCAAGGGCGUUGGUCCCUAAAGACCAGUCGAGUGCCCAGGUUAUUCUCCAGCCUGCUAUGAGCCUGUUCGAGACGGAUCUCGAGCACCGCUAUUUCAGAUUAUUCUCUGACCACAUCGCUACGGAAAUAUGUCCGUACUUCAACCCGGAGAGCUGGAGCCGGAUGAUUCUGCAGGCGUGUGCUACAGAGGCCUCGAUUCGGCACGCGGCGGUAGCUAUCGGGGCUUUGGGCAAGACGUAUGAGAUUGCCCAAGCCGGAUUGUGUUCUGUCACGGGGCAGAAGUUCCCCAGUACGCUGGGCCAACUACCCGCUCCGAGAGUGAGCAUUGAGAAUCGGAGUGUAGAGGAGAUUGUUGCAAGUGCAAAUCUAGUUGCUGAGGCUCAUGAGCAUCAUCGGGCGGCUCUGGAGCAGUAUGAUAAAGCUAUUAAGCGUAUGCGGAAUGAUAUUUCGUGUGGGGGAGACACGCUGAGGACGACGUUGCUUAUUUGUAUUGUUAUUAUUUGUUUUGAGGCUAUCCAUGGGAACCAUAUAUCGGCAGCUGCCCAGCUACAAAGUGGCCUGGCGCUCCUUCAGGAGUGGAUGUCAAAGCAGCCAGACGCUCGUCACCAUCCACAAGGCUUCUCAUCUCCAGCCCCAGAUGAUGUAGAAGACUAUCUCGUCCAAACAUUCGGCCGAAUGGAAAUCCAGUCCAUGUCAGUCUUCGACCCACGUCCCGUCGAAACGCACCAAGCCCUCAAAGGAGAGGGCAAACAAGAAGUUCAACAAAUGCCCACGCCAUUCGCCUCAGUUGAGCAAGCUAGAGUAUAUCUCGACCUUAUCACUCGUCGCUUAAUGCACUACAACCACUCCAUCCACCCUCGAGGAGGGCAAAGAAAACUUCCACCCCAACAAAUUCCCAUGCCCUGGGCCAAUCAAUCAGUCCCCCAACCAAUGCCCUGGAUCGACGGCAAGAUCCCGCUCCCAAAUACAACCUCUACCCUCUCCUCCGCCGACAUCCACGCCGAGCAAGCCUCGCUAACCCAAGAACUCACAACCUGGACCGAAGCCUUCGCCCCCUUGCUCUCCCUCUCCCGAACUCUCGGCGGCCAAGAUGCCAUCUCCGCUCUUACAUUAUUAGUCUCCGCAAUAACAAGCCAGAUCUCCCUGGGGGCCGCAUUCUUCAUUAACGAAUCCGCGUACGAUGUAUUCCUCCCGGCAUUCAAAACUAUAGUCCAGUCCUCCUCCCUGCUCCUCUCGCUCCUCGAACAACAACAACUCUCUAAACCGCCCCCUUCCUUCGCGCCCACUGCCUCUUCCCCCUCUAGCUCCCACUCCCCACAAAAGGAAGCCUCAGAACGCACCGAGCGCGGCCUAGCCUUACGCUUCUCAUUCGAUAUCGCGGUCGUUCCAUCACUUUAUACGGUGGUGAUUAAAUGCAGAGAUCCGCAUAUCCGCCGCGCGGCACUGAAGUUAUUAGAUCGGUACCCGAGAAGGGAAGGGGUUUGGGAUAGUGUUGCCGUUGCUGGACUCGGGAGGUGGGUCAUGGCGCUGGAGGAGGAAGGGGCACUGAGAUGGCAAAGUGCGAGCCCGCCUGAUACUACCACUACUUCAACUUCUCCUCACCCAAUACCUGAAUCAACCUCCAAUCCAAAUCCGAAGCAAAAAUCCAAUCCAACCCACCCUGCCCCAGGAUCUGGAUCUGGAUUUAGACACGCCUCGCCCGCCUCCACACCCCUCUCACGUCACGAAACCCCUCCAGGAACCAGCACUUCCAGAGAAGGCAGUUACAGCGACGGUACGCGCGUCUCCGAAAAACCGCCCCGCGAAUACCCAAUCAUCCCCGAAGAAAUGCGUGUUAGGAAAGCAGCUAUGCGGUUCGAUUUGCUCGCAAGAAGAGCGAACAUGAGUUGUAUGCAGAUGGACUUCAAGAGCGGGGAUUUUGUUGAGAAGACGGAGGUUUUCCGCUGGUAA